Molecule: messenger RNA, 317 nt
Organism: Lymnaea stagnalis (great pond snail)
Lineage: Eukaryota; Metazoa; Mollusca; Gastropoda; Lymnaeidae
Source: the annotation of a GenBank genome assembly
AUGAUCGGACCCAUUUUCUAUGCCCAACACAAGCUUAGUGGCAUAACCAACGAUCUGAAGAAGGUCUCAUGUCCAAUACAAACACAUUGUCUAAGUGGGCUUGCUAGUGAUCUGAUACAGGUCUUAUGCCCAGAACAAGCAUGUUGGCUUUGUGGCCUAACCUUUGAUCAAACGCAGACCAUAGGUCGAGUCACGCCAUAUCCAAGAAGGAUCUUCUAUUUCGUCUUGCAAGAUGGGGGCAUAGAUAGACUGUCAAGAUUGUUUUCUUUAUUUAAAUGUAUUGACAUUAUGACAUGCUGCAAGAGUUAAAAGAGACG